AUGUCCAUUACCGCUCUAAGCCGGAGCAGUCAUAUUAAUUAUCUCGGGGAUGUGGUGGUCCCUCCAGUCUUCCUUUGUCCUCCAGCUUCCAGGUCGCAAGCCUUGCUUAGUUCCAGCCCCCACUUAGUUAUCCUUCUUGCGGGUGAAGUGGAAAGGGAAAAGAAGAACACGUACGAUAAAUGUAUCCCUUUCCUAAAAGAGAAAUUCCGUGAGACCUUCGGAGAGAGAGAGUUCACCGUGAGAGGCCUCUGGUUUGGGUCUCGCGGAACUAUCCCAAAAAGAACAAGGAGCUUCCUCGAGGAACUAGUAGAUAACUUCCCUGAAAGUAGUUCCAAUGAAGGAAAAAUCCUCGAUCUGGACGAAAAUAAAUGUCGGCUAUUCAAGCUCGUUAGAAAUAAGGAAGUCCAUCGGCCUGGAAAACGAGAAAAGCAGGAUGGACACUUUCCAAGUUGGGAGCUGGAGGAAGUUGCGGCAAGUAGAGACGGAAAGUGUACGGUGUUGAUGGUGCAUUAG
Nezara viridula (southern green stink bug) is the source of this 513-nucleotide messenger RNA. The record is from the annotation of a GenBank genome assembly. Lineage: Eukaryota; Metazoa; Arthropoda; Insecta; Hemiptera; Pentatomidae.